Molecule: messenger RNA, 1025 nt
Organism: Nicotiana attenuata
Lineage: Eukaryota; Viridiplantae; Streptophyta; Magnoliopsida; Solanales; Solanaceae
Product: proteasome subunit beta type-3-A
Exons: 7
Coding region: 173-787 (204 amino acids)
Biological process (GO): proteasome-mediated ubiquitin-dependent protein catabolic process
Cellular component (GO): proteasome core complex; proteasome core complex, beta-subunit complex
Source: RefSeq, a predicted model, not a curated record
CCAAAGACAAACCGAGAAAGAAAAAUCAGAAAUUACACAAAACCUCCCUGCGCUUGAAGUGUUGUUCAAGAAAAACCAAUAACAAAGUCUGCUCCUUUUUUCACUCCACAGGUUCUCAGAGCAAAAACCUUCCCGCAACAUAGUUCGUUUCCUCGUUCUCUUCAGUCCCAGAAUGUCGAUCUUUGAGUAUAAUGGAAGUGCCCUAGUGGCAAUGGUGGGGAAGAACUGCUUUGCAAUUGCGAGUGACCGGAGACUUGGUGUGCAGCUGCAGACAAUCGCCACUGAUUUUCAAAGAAUAUUCAGAAUCCAUGAUAAGGUUUUCAUUGGCCUUUCCGGGCUGGGUACCGAUGUCCAAACACUGUAUCAACGGCUAGUGUUCCGUCACAAGUUAUAUCAGCUUAGAGAAGAGAGGGACAUGAAACCUGAGACUUUUGCCAGCCUUGUAUCUGCUCUUCUUUAUGAGAAAAGGUUUGGUCCAUACUUUUGCCAACCUGUAAUUGCUGGAUUAGGAGAUGAUGACAAGCCGUUUAUUUGUACAAUGGACUCUAUUGGAGCAAAGGAGCUUGCCAAAGAUUUUGUCGUUGCUGGUACUGCCUCAGAAUCUCUGUAUGGUGCAUGCGAGGCCAUGUUCAAGCCUGACAUGGAACCAGAAGAAUUGUUUGAGACCAUCUCGCAGGCCCUCAUAUCAUCAGUAGACCGUGAUUGCUUAAGUGGUUGGGGAGGACAUGUUUAUGUUGUUACACCAACUGAAGUGACAGAGAAGAUCUUGAAGGGAAGGAUGGACUAGACAACCUUUGUCAUUUAGAUUGUACUUGUUCAUUGCAUUCCCUGGUAGACAUUUAUGCCACCUUGUUUAUGUUUGAUGUUGUGUAUUCAAGUUAUCGGCAUUUGGCUGAGCACUUAGUUUAAACUUGUCGCUUAAUAUGCCUUCACCAGUAAUCAUAGUGAUGCAAUGACUUAUGAUUUGAUUCCCAGUUUUUGAAUUCAUUUGUUUUUCAAGGAAAUACAUUGAACUGGAAAUUUUA